Rotaria sp. Silwood1 is the source of this 558-nucleotide messenger RNA. Lineage: Eukaryota; Metazoa; Rotifera; Eurotatoria; Philodinida; Philodinidae. The record is from the annotation of a GenBank genome assembly.
AUGCCACAAUGCAUUAUUCUUCAGCAGCAAUUAAUGGAACAGAUUGCACAACAACAGCAACAGAUUAUACAGGAACAACAAGAGAUUACAGAACAACAACAAGUCACACAAAAACAAAAAGAACAACAAAUCACACAACAACAGAAGGAACUGAUUGCACUGAAACAGCAGCAAAUUAUACAGCAACAGGAACGUAUUACACAACAACAACAACGAAUUUCACAACAACAGAAACAAAUUAGACAACAGCAACAAAAACUUGUACGUCAACAACAGCAAAUUGCACAGUACCAACAACAACUUGUGCAGCAACAAAUUACAGAGGAAAAUCAGCAUAUUGUACAGCAACAACAACAAAUUGCACAACGACAAGAACAACUUGCUAAGCAGCAACAAGAGAUGGCACAAAAGCAACAAAAAUUAUCAGAACAACAACGAGAAUGUGCACAAAGACAACAACGCAUUGUACAAAUGCAACAACAACAAAUGACCCAAAUACUCGAUAUUGCUAGUUAUAUGCUUAAAAGAAUAAACGAUCAAGUACCAAAAACAAUUUAA